GACCAAGAGCUGACGUGUGCAGAAGUCCUUCUUGUUCUGGUCCUUGUUCCCGUCUGAGUACCAGCUCCCCAUUGCCCUGAGGGCUAGCAGGCCUGCGGCAGAGGGAAAGAGGUGGAGGAGAAGGAAAUUGUCCUGGAUUCUUGCAGGGGGUCCAAGCCUCUCCCGGAUUGCCAGUCUUUCCGUAGGUUGCGACACUACACCAGGCAAGAGAAGAGGAAGGAAAUUAACCCCAAUUGGUGAAGGUCGAUUUGAGGGUCUGCUGUAGCAGGUGGCACCACUUGAAGAGAGGGAGGAAGUUUCCUUGGAUCAGUAGAGAUCGCAAGGGUUGUUGGGCGUGGCACACCUCCAGGGAAGGGAAGAAGGGACAAACCGUCUGUCUGGAGGAGGUCCACCUCCAGUAUCAGCUAUUGUGUCCUUGAAGUGGCUGAAGACGAUCACCUUCCACAGCCUUGCACCCAGGCCCAUAGUGCUCCUCUCCCAGCCUGAGUGAAUACUCUGUUCCUUGGUCCCUGCUAUUGUCAGGGACGAUUGCAUGGGCUACGCCAGGAAAGUAGGCUGGGUGACUGCGGGACUAGUGAUUGGGGCUGGAGCCUGCUAUUGCAUUUAUAGACUGACCCGGGGAAGAAAACAGAACAAGGAGAAAAUGGCUGAGGGUGGGUCUGGGGAUGUGGAUGAUGUUGGGGACUGUCCUGGGGCCAGGUACAAUGACUGGUCUGAUGAUGAUGAUGACAACAGUGAAAACAAGGGUAUAGUGUGGUACCCACCUUGGGCCCGGAUUGGGACUGAGGCUGGAACCAGAGCAAGGGCCAGAGCAAGGGCCAGGGCUACUCGGGCUCGUCGGGCUGUUCAGAAACGGGCUUCCCCCAAUUCAGAUGAUACUAUUUUGUCCCCUCAAGAGCUGCAGAAAGUUCUUUGCUUGGUUGAGAUGUCUGAAAAGCCUUAUAUUCUUGAAGCAGCUUUAAUUGCUCUGGGUAACAACGCUGCUUAUGCAUUUAACAGAGAUAUUAUUCGUGAUCUAGGUGGUCUCCCAAUUGUUGCAAAGAUUCUCAAUACUCGCGAUCCCAUAGUUAAGGAAAAGGCUUUAAUUGUCCUGAAUAACUUGAGUGUGAAUGCUGAAAAUCAGCGCAGGCUUAAGAUAUACAUGAAUCAAGUGUGUGAUGACACAAUCACUUCUCGCUUGAACUCAUCGGUGCAGCUGGCUGGACUAAGAUUGCUCACAAAUAUGACUGUUACUAAUGAAUAUCAGCACAUGCUUGCUAAUUCCAUUUCAGACUUUUUUCGUUUAUUUUCAGCAGGAAAUGAAGAAACCAAAUUUCAGGUUUUGAAACUCCUUUUGAAUUUGGCUGAAAAUCCAGCCAUGACUAGAGAACUGCUCAGGGCCCAAGUACCAUCUUCACUUGGUUCCCUCUUUAAUAAGAAGGAGAACAAAGAGGUUAUUCUUAAACUUCUGGUCAUAUUUGAGAACAUAAAUGACAAUUUUAAAUGGGAAGAAAAUGAAUCUGCUCAGAAUCAAUUCAGUGAAGGUUCACUUUUCUUCUUUUUAAAAGAAUUUCAAGUGUGUGCUGAUAAGAUUCUGGGAAUAGAAAGUCACCAUGAUUUUUUGGUGAAAGUAAAAGUUGGAAAAUUCAUGGCCAAACUGGCUGAGCAUAUGUUUCCAAAGAGCCAGGAAUAAAUUCUUAAUUUUGUAGUUUAGAAGUAACAUACAUUGUAAACUAUUCCUUUUCUCCACCUUGUUUAUAUGGUAAAGGAAUCCUUUCAGCUGCCAAUUUUGAGUGAUGAAUAUCAUUGUAUAAUCAAUGCUGAUUUUUAUCUGAGUUGAUCUUCAGGUCUAAGCUGGAUGAAUGAAUAUCACUACCUGUUCUGAAAACAUGUUUGUUGCUUUUUAUCUCGCUGCCUAGAUUGAAAUAUUUUUACUAUUUCUUUUGCGUGACAGUGAACUAGUUUUUCAUAAGUAAGCUCUCUCCUGUCAUUUGCAUUAACUUGAUUUGUAUAUCAUCAAUAAAGUUGUGUAUUAAUGCUGAACAAAACAAGAA
This is a messenger RNA of Lynx canadensis (Canada lynx), 2033 nucleotides long. RefSeq names its product armadillo repeat containing X-linked 3 (gene ARMCX3). Gene Ontology annotation, molecular function: protein binding. The record is from RefSeq and is a predicted model, not a curated record. NCBI's taxonomy places the organism in Eukaryota, Metazoa, Chordata, Mammalia, Carnivora, Felidae. Gene Ontology annotation, cellular component: mitochondrion. The coding region runs from base 533 to 1672 and encodes 379 amino acids. The transcript has 5 exons.